AUGUCAGACGCGAGCAAAAAAGUAAUCCUUUUCCUUGGGGCUACAGGUGGCUGCGGUCUCUCAGCGCUCCGGCGGUCUCUAGCUGCUGGCCACACCUGCAUCGCACUUUGUCGGACUCCGAGGAAACUUCUCCUCCUCUUGGGAUACUCUGAGCCCUCCUCAACCUCACCAGCACCGCCCAACCCUCCACCACCCAACCUUCACAUCCUCCAAGGCAAUGCCCAUUCUGGUUCCUCACUCCUACAUGCCCUGACCGUCUCUGGAUCCUUCUCAGCUCAUCUGGUUGACAUCGUCGUAACCUCUCUCGGAGCACGACCCACACUCAAAGGCAUGGACGAUCCCCACGUCUGCGAGCGCGGCGUGCAAGCUUUGCUGGAUGCCCUACAGCGGCUACGAAAGGACCACGGACUUGAGGAGACUUCUCAGGGGGUGCCACAUAUCGUGGCUGUCUCAUCCACAGGGUUAUCCGAGCGCACAAGAGAUCUACCGUGGUUAAUGAUACCCAUGUACCGGCUGCUUCUGGGCACGGCACAUGCGGACAAGAGGAAGAUGGAAAAGAUGUUGAUAGAGAGCGGGGAGAAGUUCACGGUUGUGAGGGGGAGCUUGUAUGCGGGGAGUGGUGAGGGAAAGAUCAGGGUUGGUGUUGAGGAUUUAGUGAAAGGGGUCGUUGAGAGCACCGCGAUUGGGUAUACUAUUAGCAGGGAAGAUGUGGGCAGGUGGGUAUUUGAAGAGAUUGUUGAGGGCGAGGCCGGGAAGUGGGUUGGGAAGGCGGCUACUAUUACUUACUAA
Molecule: messenger RNA, 789 nt
Organism: Thermochaetoides thermophila DSM 1495
Lineage: Eukaryota; Fungi; Ascomycota; Sordariomycetes; Sordariales; Chaetomiaceae
Exons: 1
Coding region: 1-789 (262 amino acids)
Source: RefSeq, a predicted model, not a curated record